Messenger RNA from Bombina bombina (fire-bellied toad), 1935 nucleotides. RefSeq names its product isovaleryl-CoA dehydrogenase (gene IVD). The transcript is spliced from 12 exons. Gene Ontology annotation, cellular component: mitochondrion. Bases 25 to 1290 code for a protein of 421 amino acids. Gene Ontology annotation, molecular function: 3-methylbutanoyl-CoA dehydrogenase activity; flavin adenine dinucleotide binding. The record is from RefSeq and is a predicted model, not a curated record. Gene Ontology annotation, biological process: L-leucine catabolic process. Lineage: Eukaryota; Metazoa; Chordata; Amphibia; Anura; Bombinatoridae.
UGACGCCUCCUUCUUCUGUGGAUCAUGGCUGCUUUGCUCCGUAGCUUGUUCCCUGGAAGCCGACGCGGGAUUCCGGUGCUGUCUCAAAGUAGCCGAUGGUGCUGGAGCUCGGGGGUUCCGGUGGAUGACACGGUUAAUGGGCUAAACGAUGACCAGAAACAAUUACGACACACAUUGCGCAGGUUCCUUGAAGAUCAGCUGGCCCCUAAAGCUCAUGAAAUUGAUCAGAAGAAUGAUUUUAAGGACAUGAGGGACUUUUGGAAGAAGCUAGGAAAUCUGGGCGUUCUUGGCAUAACUGCUCCAGUUGAGUAUGGAGGAUCUGGCAUGGGGUACCUGGAUAAUGUCCUAGUGAUGGAGGAAAUAUCUCGUGCUUCUGGGGCUGUCGGUCUGAGCUAUGGAGCCCAUUCUAACCUGUGUGUUAACCAGAUUGUUCGCAAUGGAAGCGAAGCACAGAAAGAGAAGUAUUUACCUAAGCUGAUCAGCGGUGAACACAUAGGAGCCCUGGCUAUGAGUGAGGCCAACUCUGGUUCAGAUGUAGUUUCCAUGAAGUUAAAGGCUGAGAAGAAAGGGGAUUAUUAUGUUCUGAACGGCAGCAAGUUUUGGAUCACCAAUGGACCUGAUGCUGACGUGCUGGUUGUUUAUGCCAAGACAGACCCUUCAGCCCAGCCAGUUUCGCGUGGAAUUACUGCUUUUGUGGUGGAGAAGGGAAUGCCCGGGUUUAGUACUGCUCAGAAGUUGGACAAGUUGGGUAUGAGAGGGUCUAACACCUGUGAACUUGUUUUUGAGGACUGCAAGGUCCCUGAGAAAAACAUCCUGGGCCAUAUUGGUAAAGGAGUCUAUGUUCUAAUGAGUGGGCUGGAUCUGGAGCGGCUCGUGCUCAGUGGAGGUCCACUGGGACUUAUGCAGGCAACAGUAGACCACGCCUUCCCAUACAUGCACACCAGAGAUGCAUUUGGUCAGAAAAUUGCCCAGUUCCAGCUGAUGCAGGGGAAGAUGGCAGAUAUGUACACCCGGCUUGUAGCAUGUCGCCAGUAUGUCUAUAAUGUGGCAAAGGCUUGUGACCAGGGACAUGUCAACUCCAUGGAUUGUGCUGGGGUUAUCCUGUAUGCAGCAGAAAGUGCCACUCAACUUGCCCUGGAUGGUAUUCAGUGUCUAGGGGGAAAUGGAUACAUCAAUGAUUAUCCCAUGGGUCGUUUCCUUCGAGAUGCCAAACUGUAUGAAAUCGGUGCAGGAACCAGUGAAGUUCGGAGAUUAGUAAUUGGUCGAGCCUUUAAUGCCAUGUACAAAUAGCCUGGGAUUGAAACACGCCUACAGAUUGAGGCAGGAGGUCAGACAAUCCUCUACAUCAUGUGAAGAAAGUCUCAUUGGUUUGUUUUUAACCCCCUUCAAUGCAUAAAGGGGCUAUCAAAGCACAACAGACAAGUACAGGAUUACGGCACUGAAUGAAUGAAUCAUACUUGCAGGGAAAUGUUCUGAACAAAAUAGUGCAAUCUGCUCUAUGAGGUGUUGGUGUAUGGGCUUUAUUAUUGAAUGUAAAAUUCAAGAAAAUACUCAAUUUCACAUGUUUGAGUCAGUGCGAUCUCAAGCCUGAACUGUUGUUAAUCCUGUGCAGGAUUGUUUAAAUCAUAAAGUAGCACUUACACAGACGCACAGCAAUGGCUAACACAUUUCCUAUGGAAAGUACUUAUUUCAGCCAUGUAGGUAAAGCUAUCCGCUUUGUUCUCUUUUUGGCUGAGCUACUUUCUUGGUGUAUGUGGCUGAGAUCAAUACUUGAAAUAAAAACUGCUGUAGUUUCAAAUCGACUCAGAAGAUAAAUUUCAGAACCGUAAAAGGACACUAAAGCCUUUUUUAUAUACAGUAUGUAUCAACAAUUUAGUACUACAUUGUAAAAGAUCUGCAUAAAAAUAAAUGUUUUAAAAUAUCUUUAAUAUAAAA